Molecule: messenger RNA, 2732 nt
Organism: Oldenlandia corymbosa var. corymbosa
Lineage: Eukaryota; Viridiplantae; Streptophyta; Magnoliopsida; Gentianales; Rubiaceae
Source: the annotation of a GenBank genome assembly
UGGCCCGUUAACAAGUUCGGGAAGCUGAUUAACUUUUUCGGGCCAGAAGUGGCCCAUUUAGCCUGCUAUUGGAGUUCCAUGUUCAUCGUCACCAAACAAACCCCAAUUAAACUCUUUCAUUUGGGGAAAUUUCAAUCACAGUCACAGAGGGAUUUUCAAUCUGAAAAGUUUCUGUAUUCUUGAAUUCCUGAUUCUUUGCGAAGCAGCGUUUUUUCUUGGAAGCAGGAGAGAAUCCCUGAUUUCUCCCUAAUUGCUGGGAAUUAUCUUGUGAUAUGGAAAGCUCGAUUGCAUUGAGGGCUUCUUCAGAUAAUCCCCCGUGCUUUGAUGUCAGAGAUGCAAGUCCCGUUGAUAGGAUAAGCAAUCUGCCGGAGCCGAUCAUUUGCCACAUUCUAUCAUUAAUGCCCACAUAUUCUGCUGUUGCAACUAGCACUUUAUCGAAGAGUUGGCGCUACCUCUGGACUAAAGCCAACGCCGUUCAGUUCGAUGCUUGGUCUUGUAGCUUCGAUGAUGAUAUUUAUUUUGAGGACGUUGUCAACAAGGUUUUGACCCAACUGAAAUCUAAACAACUGGACCUUUUUCAUCUCUUUUGGUACAAUGACGACAUUGAUCCAGCUACUACUAGUAAAUGGAUAAGCGAAGCAAUUGCUCGGAAUGUUAAGGUUCUGUAUAUCAAUGAUGAAUUUCCCACUGAUGAGCCUAUUCAACUACCGCGUUCCCUUUUCACGUGUAAGACAUUAGAAUCUCUCAGCUUAGGAGGAGAUUUCCUGUUUGAGGUCCCUGGUACUGUUCAUCUUCCCAAACUAGGAGUCUUGGAACUUAAUUACGUUUUCUAUGAAUCUGACAAGGCCUUUCACGAGUUUAUAUCUAGUUGUCCUAUGCUCUAUUCGCUUAGCAUUUGUCGGAGGAAGAUCAACGAUGGCUUGAUCGUUUGUGCCAUAUCUUCCUGCUCGCUUAGAGUUCUUGAAUUGGACUUCCAUGAUGAUGAUGACCCCUUGUGCCAGCAGCAUCUGAAAAUUGAGGCCCCUGCUCUUGAACGCCUCAUUAUGAGAGAUGAAUUUUCGGUAAUGUUCUCAUUGGAAGGGCUAUCCUCUUUGAGAGAAGCAAAGCUUGAUCUGUAUGAUUGGGACUGUGAUAGUGAUGCAUGCAAUUUGGUUGUUAAGCAAGUUCAAGCAAUGAAUUGCGCGAAGUUGCUGACGUUAACCGGACGGACUUUAUUUGCUCUUACCCAUGCCACCACUAGACUGUCAGCAAAGUUUGAGAGAUUAACCAGAUUGUACUUGGAUUGCGAGGGGUACAACGGCUGCAAGUGGAGCUUCCCCAAUGACUUGUUGGAUUGUUCAAUGAAACUAGAAUUUCUACACAUCACAAAAUGGUGUUACAGAAUAAAUGGUGCGCAGGAUGAAAUUUGUUGGAGGAAACCUUCCAAGGUCCCGGAAUGCCUUUCAAACAGUCUGGCACAAGUUUCAUUCAGUGGAUUUGAAGGCCUUAGCGAUGAGUUAAAACUGAUAAAGUAUAUACUAAAGCAUGGUGUUGUGUUGAAAUGUGUGAAUUUGGACUCCAGGGAUGCCCCAGAUGAUUUCAAGAAGAAGAUAUCGGUGUUCCCCAGAACCUCUCAAUCCUGUCAAGUCAAAUUUUCUUGAAAUGGCUGCAAUGGUAUGUUUCAUGUAAUCAUAUUCUUUUUUGGAGUGUUAAGUUUUUGUUUCCUGGAUGUUGCUUCAAUGCAGCUUUGAUAAAGUGGUUGCAGGACAGUGUAAACCUUGAGGGAUAUUAAUCUUAGCCAUUUCACAUUUCCUAUCAUAAAUUAUCUGUUAGUACAAAGAACGAAGGCUAUUUUUAAUUGUUUAUUUCGCUUAAGAAAUUUAGCUUCAUUUGGUUGUGAUUAUGUUUUGUUAGUUGCUUUGAAAAUUUCAUGUUUAUUCAUCAAAAUUCAAUGGGGAUUUACAUUGCAGUGUUUUUAACUGUUUGUAUAAUUAUAUCUGAUCCUGCAAAUUUGGCCAUGAAUUUUAACCUCAUAACAUGUCCCGUGGGUACAUAAUCUUUGGGUUGGAUUUGAAGGAUGAAAUGUUUCAUUGGAUGGUUUUACCAGAAUAUCUAGCUCGCUCACAUGUAGGAGUUUUGGAUUACCUUUUUUGUGUUUUUGAUGUGGCUGUAACAGGGGAUUGUCUAGCUUUGGUGGAUUUUAUUGAUGGCAUGUUUUGGGUGAUGAAAGAAUACGAAAAUGUGAAUUCGUGGGAAAUUUUGUAUAAAUUUCAGUUGUGUCAAUGGAGUUCGGAUCAAACGUGACUGGGUUUAGAAAGAAUCUCUUUAAUGACAAGCUUGUUUCUUUUGAUCCACAGGAGUGGAAGGUUUAAGGAUCUUGAGAUUUAUGGCGAAACUAGUUCUAUCGGUGCUGCAGAUAAUCUGGAAAGCCUAGUCCUGCUUGAAGGCCAUAGAUUUUAGAGGAAAUGUUGCAGAUUAUCUGGAAAGCUUAAUCCUGCAUGAAGACAAGGCCAAUUUAGUGUAGGUUUUAGAGGAAAUGUUGUCAAGUGUGGGGCUGGUCUUUGUUGUCAAGUGUGGGACUGGUUUUUCUUAUCAGAGUCCACAUUGAUUUGUUCCAGUUGAUAUAUGCUCUUUUACUCCUUGAUUUUGUUAGCGAAAUACAUAUUGAUAUUAUCCUAUUUACUAGCAAAUGCUGCUGGUGACAAAAAACGAAUCAUUUUGAUCCCAUUAUACAAAAGCUACAUUCAUUUUCC